This is a messenger RNA of Rubroshorea leprosula, 2677 nucleotides long. Lineage: Eukaryota; Viridiplantae; Streptophyta; Magnoliopsida; Malvales; Dipterocarpaceae. The record is from the annotation of a GenBank genome assembly.
UGUACCUUCAACAACAGAGAAAGACGACGAAUCACCGCAUCAGAAUCGAAGCCAUCGAAUAGAAGAGGGCCUAAUCUAUACUCGACCCUCAAAAUGCCCAAAUUUACAUCCGUAAACCCUCACCACCACUAACCACCGUGCCAUUGUCACUAACACUCACUCCCACUCCGAUGAUGAGCGCCACUACCAGCAUCAGAUCUUCCGCCGCAAUGUCUCGCCGUAGCAAACCUACGCCUCUUCCUUUAGUCGUCACGCUCAACUGCGUCGAAGACUGCGUCCUCGAGCGAGAUUCACUGGCCGGCGUCGCAAUCGUCGAGCACGUGCCGCUCAGCCGCUUAUCCGACGGGAAGAUCGAGGCGGCUGCAGCCGUUCUCCUCCACUCUCUCGCUUACCUUCCUCGGGCGGCCCAGCGCCGGCUCCGUCCUAACCAGCUCAUCCUAUGUCUCGGUUCGUCCGACCGGGCUGUUGAUUCCACCUUGGCAGCCGACCUAGGGCUGCAGCUUAUACACGUUGAUGUCUCGCGAGCCGAGGAGAUCGCGGAUACAGUCAUGGCGCUCUUCCUCGGCUUGCUUCGGCGCACGCAUUUGCUCUCCCGCCACGAGCUGUCGGCUUCUGGCUGGCUCGGGUCCCUGCAGCCAUUGUGUAGAGGGAUGCGGCGGUGUCGGGGGUUGGUGUUGGGGAUCAUAGGUAGAUCUGCUUCUGCUCGGUCUCUGGCUACCAGGAGCUUGUCAUUCAAGAUGAACGUCCUCUACUUUGAUGUUCAACAGGAGAAUGGAAAAGUUAGCAGGUCUUCCAUAACCUUCCCACCAGGUGCCCGACGAAUGGAUACUCUUAAUGAUCUUCUAGCUGCAAGUGACCUUAUAUCAUUACAUUGUGCCCUGACAAAUGAAACUUGCCAGAUUAUCAAUGCAGAAUGUUUGCAGCAAAUAAAACCUGGGGCGUUUCUUGUUAACACGGGUAGCAGCCAGCUGUUAGAUGAUUGUGCUGUGAAGCAGCUUCUGAUUGAUGGCGCUUUAGCUGGUUGUGCUCUUGAUGGAGCUGAAGGGCCACAGUGGAUGGAAGCUUGGGUGAAGGAGAUGCCCAAUGUAUUGAUACUUCCACGAAGUGCAGAUUAUAGUGAAGAAGCGUGGAUGGAGCUUAGGGAGAAAGCCAUCUCUAUGUUGCAAACAUUCUUGUUUGAAGGGGUUAUUCCUAAAGAUGCCAUUUCAGAUGAGGAUGAAGAGGAGAGUGAAGUAGUUGAUGAGAAAGAAAAGGCUGCUAGUCAAGACAAAGAACUUGCUCUUAAAGGAUCCAGAGGUGAGCAAUUGACCGAUGAUAUUCAACUAAGUCCAGAAGUGUCCCAGAAUAAGGGUUCCACUCAGUUUGAAGAAUCUCCAAGCCAAAAUCAGGGUUCAGGUUUAUCUCAUAGUACUGCCACCAAAUCUCAAGGAAGACGCAGCAGAUCAGGUAAAAAGGCCAAAAAGAGGCAUGCCCAUCAAAAAUCAAUGCAAAAAGCAGAUGAGCCCUUGGCAUUAGAGAAAGAAGGUACUUCACAUAGAGAAGAUGAUACGGCAAUGAGUGGCACAGAUCAAGCAUUAAGUUCUGGAUCUCAGUCCCCUGAAGACUGGAGGUAUAGGAAAACACCAAAAGAGAUACUGCAAGAAUCAACUUCUGACCAGCUUCUUGUAACUAGCCAGGAGCUCAGUGAGAAGUCUGGUGAUCUGCUGAGAGAAGGGUCUGUUAUUGCUUUGCAUGCAAGAGAUCACCCUGCACUCCAUGUUUCCAGACAAAGAGCUAAAGGUGGUGGUUGGUUCCUGGAGGCCAUGUCAAAUGUAACUAAACGAGAUCCUGCAGCCCAGUUCCUUGUUGAUUAUAGAAGCAAGGAUACAAUUGGUUUGCGUUCUUUUGCUGCUGGUGGGAAGCUAUUGCAGAUUAACCGAAGAAUGGAAUUUGUAUUUGCUAGUCACAGCUUUGAUGUUUGGGAGAGUUGGAUGUUGGAAGGUUCCUUGCAGGAAUGUAGGCUGGUAAACUGUAGGAAUCCUUCGGCUGUUUUAGAUGUACGCAUUGAGGUUCUGGCAGCUGUAGGGGAAGAUGACGGAGUCACACGUUGGCUCGAUUAGGUUGUUGACACUGAAUUUGAAUGCUAACUCUUCUUUCCUAUUCUUUUACUCAUAGGUUUUAGAUACUUGAAACUGUUCAUAAAUCAUUCUUUCCUAUCCCUUUUCUUCUGCGUUUUUGAAAGCAUCAGUGGCAUUGUAUGCAUUGAUGCUUUUUCAGUCAUUUGAUGUAUUAAUUGUAUUCUAUGUUUAUGCGAGAGUUGUCUUGUUAUCAUAUCAAACAGAGCCGCCCUAGAGUAAUUCCAUUUUCAGGUGAUGAAUCCAAAUCUUACCAUUGCAGAAUUUGUGAUAUCAUGAGACAUGAAGCACAAGACAAAGCUGAAUGGAAAGGGAAGCAAGAUCCACAGUCCCCGUAUAAUAUUUGGCUGAUUUAACUCUAUUACAAGGAUUUAUGGAAAUCUUGUGUAACAUCUGAGAUUUUCAAUGCAUUUUGUUAACCCGAAAUUAAGGUUCUGACUCUUGAUGGUAAAUUCCAGAGGGUGUUUGGUUAGGAGGAAAAUUUCCCCCUAAACUCUUUUAAACUUUUUCGAUUAUUUAUGUAUUUUUAUAUAUUAAUAUUACAAUAAAAGAAGGCUGAGAAU